Messenger RNA from Aspergillus wentii DTO 134E9, 606 nucleotides. RefSeq lists its product as uncharacterized. The transcript has a single exon. The coding region runs from base 57 to 269 and encodes 70 amino acids. The record is from RefSeq and is a predicted model, not a curated record. NCBI's taxonomy places the organism in Eukaryota, Fungi, Ascomycota, Eurotiomycetes, Eurotiales, Aspergillaceae.
CAGAUGUCUUUACAUUGUCGGAGACACAAUCAUUCUGCAUAUGCAAAAGCCACAGGAUGAAUCAGCGGCAGCCAAAAUCAUCCAACUUUUCGAACCAUUUACUCUUUCGUGAUCGUAUGCAAGAGAUGUACAAGACCGAAGUCGAAGUGUACGAGAAACUGAAAGAUAUACAAGGAAAGGAUAUUCAACUAUUAGCAUGUGUUACUCUGUCUGGGUCGUCACAACUCAACAGUGAAUAUGCCCACAUUCCUGGCAUCCUUAUGGAAUGAUCCCAUUCGGAUUGUCAAGGUCAUCGGGGAACGGGGAAUUCUGAAUAAGGAUGUUAAAACAAGGAAUUUUAUUGUUUACCGGGAUAAAACAGUGAGGUUCACUGUUUCUAUGAUUGAUUUUGCACUGUGAAAGUUCCGCAGGGAUUAUCAAGAUUACAAGGAUUGGAGAAGAUCAAAGUCAAGCCAGGAUGGAGCGGGUGCAGUGGGAUACCUUAUGCAGAAAUAUCUGAAGGGGGACUUUGUAUAUCGCCAGUCUAAUGCGUCCAGGAAACUGGAUGAAUAGUUCAAGAUGGAGGGAUGAGAUGUUCUAUAACUUGAAUUGAGCUGUCUAUAGUCG